This is a messenger RNA of Bursaphelenchus okinawaensis, 604 nucleotides long. Lineage: Eukaryota; Metazoa; Nematoda; Chromadorea; Rhabditida; Aphelenchoididae. The record is from the annotation of a GenBank genome assembly.
AUGAAAUCCGGAACCGUGUUGUGUCUUUUGGUCACCGUGACUUUGGUUCACGUCGGCUACACUCGGCCACAGUACGGUCCACCACCAACUGGAGACUUCGUAAGUGAUAUAAUUAUUUCUUUAGAGUCAGACUUGAGUUUUAACUGAUUUUAAGUAUGGGACGGUUACUUUUGAUACCGCAAGUAUAAUAUUUUGUCUAGAGAAAGAUUUAUCAGUACAGUUACAAUCAUAUUACAAUAUUAAAGUGCCUAAACAUCUCCAUUUUCAGCCCCCAAUGCCUCCAGAGCUUGAGAGAAUCCUGCCAUCAGAAGCCGUCUCCAAACUCAAGUCCAUCCACGGCGACAGAAGCCUCGGAUUCUUAGAGAAACAACAGAAGAUCGACGAAGUAAUGACCUCAUUACCUGGCGACAUUCUCGACAAAAUCCCACCCCCACCCGGCUUCAAAAACCUGCCGGAGAAUGUGCAACAACAACUUAAGAGCAUCAACAGAAGUCGCGACCUGAACUGGCAACAAAAGCAGGAGAAGUUGCGAGAGAUUAUUCAUUCACUGCCACCUCACCUCAGAUCCAGUCUGGUACCUCCACCGCCGCCAGGAGGCAAGUAG